AUGACUAUCAGAGGUGAUAAUGCAAACAUGAGGCUCACCGAUUUGGCCUUCCAUCGUCGAGCUGUCGGAAUCGUCUCUGAUAGAAGAUGGACGAGGCACGUCCCAUCAAUGGAUGACCUGAAACGAAUCAAAACUUCGUUAGAACAGCACACAUCGAGUCCCCAAGGAUGGAAUGCCGCAGGUUUCAGGGUUGCCGCCGAUGGGAUUCAGCGAAGUGCUUACUACCUCUUGGGUUUCCUGACUAUCCCUACGCGGGAUUUCGUUCCAAUCAAACCGGAGCUAGCUCAAUAUCAUCCGCGAAUCCUUGAUCGAGUGGAUAUUGAAGGUCGAUACCGAUUUAAUCUCAAGCAUCAAGCGCAUGACGUUAAAGUCUUCAUGCAAGAUGAGGAAAUGACUCUCCCCUACGAAGUCCAGGAGAGACUCACAAAACUGAGGCCGACAAGUAUUGGUGCCGCGAAGCGCAUGGAGGGCAUGACACCGACCUCACUGCUCCAUAUCAUUGGGCAUGUGAGGGGAAGCAAAAGUGCCGCUUCAACAAAGGGCAUGAGGGGGCCAGACGCUGCAUGAUUGUGACGGAUAGAACAAUCGGGAUCGAUAUCGUAUCAUCAUUAUAGUUCCAUACAGUGCGCACAUUCGUAAUAUGUGCUGGGGCCCAUAAAAUAAAGGAGUCUCAGUGUUCAUGUCUUCAUUCAAUGCUUGGCAGAUCAGCAUUUCCGAAAGUCGUCGUCCCGCCACCAUACUUUGUCCUGCAACAAGUGCGCUUCCGUCGUCUCUCGCCACAGGGGGGUUAUCUUCUAGAUGAAUAUUGCCAAAAUUCUCCUCAACGGAGGCUACAAUUUUGGUGCCAUCAGGGGGAGCAAUCUCAGUAGCUGUCUCAUGCUGCUCCUUAG
Cantharellus anzutake is the source of this 890-nucleotide messenger RNA. RefSeq lists its product as uncharacterized. Bases 1 to 567 code for a protein of 188 amino acids. Gene Ontology annotation, cellular component: cytosol. The record is from RefSeq and is a predicted model, not a curated record. Lineage: Eukaryota; Fungi; Basidiomycota; Agaricomycetes; Cantharellales; Hydnaceae. Gene Ontology annotation, molecular function: flavin adenine dinucleotide binding. The transcript has 8 exons. Gene Ontology annotation, biological process: tRNA methylation; tRNA wobble uridine modification.